Messenger RNA from Manduca sexta (tobacco hornworm), 956 nucleotides. Its product is annotated as neuromedin-U receptor 1-like. The record is from RefSeq and is a predicted model, not a curated record. The transcript is spliced from 4 exons. Lineage: Eukaryota; Metazoa; Arthropoda; Insecta; Lepidoptera; Sphingidae. Gene Ontology annotation, biological process: G protein-coupled receptor signaling pathway. Gene Ontology annotation, molecular function: G protein-coupled receptor activity. Gene Ontology annotation, cellular component: membrane. The annotation marks the transcript as partial.
CUUGCCAGUAUCAUUGGGAACGGAAUAACCUGCCUCGUUAUUUACUAUGACAGAAGCAUGCACACAGCUACAAACUUUUAUCUGUUCAACUUGGCAAUAUCAGAUUUUAUAGUCUCCUUCGCAAUAUUCUUAGAAGUGAACGAACUGACACUUCCUUCAACAAAGCCUCCCCAUUUUAAUUUAGGAAGGAUGGCGUGCAAAACUCAUUUUAUAGUGGUAGCAGCUCUUUGGAAUAAUAGUAUAUUAAUUCUAACAGCGCUAGCUAUAGAAAGGUACGUAGCGAUCUGCUACCCUUUGCUUUUAAAGACGAAGUCAGUGUGGCGGAGAGUGACGAAGAUAAUCGUGGUGAUAUGGAUCAUAGCGAUCAUGGAGACCAUACCGGAGUUGUGGACAUCAGAUCUGUUAACUACGUCGAAGUACUCACUGUGUACCAUGGUACCGACGCCAUACGCGAAAACAACAAAUGGUGUGAUGGCAGUGCUCACGUUUAUUUUACCGUUGAGUAUCAUGACUUUUGUGUACUCGAUGAUCGCGUGGGAGCUGCGAACCUCGCAGAAGUGUCGGCCACACGAUAAUGUUUUCAAUCAACGCAACAACAGAAGGAAAGUUAAUAAGCUUAUUGUAGCUUUAACGCUGGGAUUUUUGAUCUCCUGGCUGCCCUUCUUCUCUUUAAGAAUGUCGUUGUUCAUCUACGACAUCACGCAUAUUGUCAACAUGGAGAAGUGGUGGCGUAUUGGCUUUAAUCUCACCUUAUUCAACAGCUGGUUCAGCACGGUACUGAACCCACUGCUAUUCAGUCUCAUGUCGACGAAGUUUAGAAGAUCAUUGCGAUUAUUUUGGAAGAAAAAAAUCAAGAGAGAAUCGGAAGUAAUUCGACCGUGCAACAGAUCUGCGAAACUAUGUGCUACAAGCGAUGAUAUAUAAUAUUAUAAUAGAGAUAUAAUUUAUUUACGAUA